This is a messenger RNA of Diospyros lotus (date-plum), 2306 nucleotides long. RefSeq lists its product as uncharacterized. Bases 1673 to 2008 code for a protein of 111 amino acids. The record is from RefSeq and is a predicted model, not a curated record. NCBI's taxonomy places the organism in Eukaryota, Viridiplantae, Streptophyta, Magnoliopsida, Ericales, Ebenaceae. The transcript has 3 exons.
GUCUAGCUAAUAAUUUGUAUUCAAGACACCGUAGGUAAGAUUUGUAUUUUCCCGUGCUUUCUAAAAGCCAAUGCAGUCUUUUCCUGCUGGGUUUAUGUGAGAAUAUGGUUGUUGAGCAAUCCUUCUGGGUUUGUUCCCCCAACUGGAUUUUCUUAUAUUGUUUUCAGUUUCUUUCUCUACGGGAAACUGAUCUAAAGAUUCUUUUCUGCUUUCCUGUUGGAUAUGCAUCUGUCCGCGCUUGAGAUUUGACUGCGGCCAUCAGAAUCUGUUGGUUUGUAUAUUAAAUUAGAUUAGAUAUUGGCAGUGUCCAUCUAUUGGUUUCCUCCUGCAUUAUUAUAUAAGUUCUACCCUGGUGAUUUGCAAUCAGAAUCUGUUGGUUUACAUAUUAAAGUAGAUUAGAUAUUGGCAGUGUCCAUCUAUUGGUUUCCUCCCGCAUUAUUAUAUAUUUUCGACCCUGGUGUUUGCACGCUCUUCUCAGGUUGUCAUGGGGAUAAUCAAUAAUAAGUUGAAAGCGUAUAUGAAUUCCAUGGCGCCAUGUAUGAUCUAAAAAAAUGUUAAUUUGAUUGGGGAUAUUCGAAAAAGAACCGCCAUGGCCUGGCUCUUAUCUGAAUUCCAAUUUCUGAUGAUUUAUGGUCAUGACCAAGUAAAUCCCCAAAGAUUAUCAUAGGACGCAUGCAUUAAUUUAAGAUUUCCACUUUUAAAAGUACUGCCAAAUUGACACUAACUGGUUUGACUUUGUCAGGGUACCCAGAAAAGUAGAGAAGUUUUUAGGUAGGUUCCUGUGCUAAAUCUGCUGAAUAGAAAGAGCGGAUUGAGAGCCUAUCUGAGUCGUUUGAGUAGAUGACUUUCCUUCCUCAUCCUCCUUUUAUGAAUAUGAGCAAGUUCGGAGCCUGUGCUUAGGCAUGGUGGGGUAUAUCAUUAUCACGUACUUGAUGAGUUUGGUGUAAUGAAUUCUACUCUCCAAUCAAUUUAGCAUUAUAAAAAAAGGGGACAUUCUUAGCCUCCCACUCUCUCAGAUUGUGGAUUAGUUAUGUCCUUGUACUCAAAUCUUAUUUAUACUUUAUAACACAGUUAUUUUGACAACUCAAGUUAAAUCCGUGAAAAUUUGACCUUUUAUUUUCUAUUUUUGUGCAAUUCUGGAAAGAGAAUCGUGUUUGAAAAGGCUGCACUAAACUUCACAACGUUUCUUAUUCACGUGUUUUCCUGAGAAGUCUGUUUAUACCACUUUACUUGCAAUAGCUAAUAUUGGGCUGGAUAUCUAUCCUGAUAUGCCAGAGCUCAAGGGAAUUUGUUGGUCUAGCGAGCAACCACUACUAGCACUCUGCAAUUAUUCUUGGUGUUGAAAAUGCCACAGGAAAAGGUAUUGGCUGCCCAAGUGAAUGGGGCCUCUUUGUCAACUGAGCGUAAAGAGCCACGACCUUUUCCACUUUCCUCAAUGACGUUAUUAAUGUCAAUGUCUUAUUUUUCUAUCUUCGAUGCCCUGCUCUCCAGCAAAUGAAGCAUCUCAACAAAUGGGAUUUCCCCCAACGGUUCAGCAGCUUCUGUCCCUAUAUAUCUGAGCCUUCUCCUUCCUCCCUUGUCCUGCUUGCAAAAGAAGAUUCAUCUGGCAGCUUCAUUGCUCUAUAAAGAAGGCUUCAUUCUGAGAAGUUUCAGAGAGCAAAUCCUGUUUUCUAUGGGUGCAACUACAAAGACCUCGCUUCUUUCUCAAACUAGCCUUGCCUCUAUGGAAUCCUUGUCCAUGCCUCUGGUCCAAGAAGUUGUUCUCCUGGCUGAUUUUCAAUGUUCAGAGUGCCAGAGGAGGGUAGCUGACAUAAUUUCAAGGAUGAAUGGAGAAACAGAGUCUGUUGUGGUGAGUGUAUUGGAGAAGAAGGUGAUACUCACUUGUAGAUAUCCCAGCAUUGUUAAAGUACCCACUACUCAGGAAGUUGCUGUUGCUGCUGCACUGUACAGAAAACCCCCCAAUAGAGUUGCAACCUUCACCCGAUUGUUCAGACCUUCCUGUACUUGAUCAUUACUCAGAAAGAGCAAAAAAAAUAACAGAAGAUAACGUACUUGUUACAGAGAACCAAGUGCUUUGUGCCUGCAAAUAUCUCAACUGCCUUUGAUAAGCGAAUGCAUUUAGAUAUGUUAAAUCUUACCAGUACUCUUAUUGUAUAUAUAAUGCAUGUUAUUAUAUUUUGGUUUGGUAUAAAGUAUACUGGUUCCUAGUUUGGCAUGUACACUAACUAAUAUAUGUUCUUGAAACCAUAUGAAAGUCAAUGUAUAUUUUAUUGUUAUAUAUUACAGAACUUUAUGUAUUAUUUAUU